This is a messenger RNA of Metarhizium acridum CQMa 102, 2412 nucleotides long. Lineage: Eukaryota; Fungi; Ascomycota; Sordariomycetes; Hypocreales; Clavicipitaceae. The record is from RefSeq and is a predicted model, not a curated record.
AUGGUGUCCCAGAGCGACCCUGUACGCAAGCGCAGACGCCGAAGAGAGCCUGGAGACAGACUCUGUCCACAUUCCGGUCGCUCAUUCAAGCGGACCGAGCAUUUGGAGCGGCAUGUGAGAACCCAUACAAAGGAGAAGCCGUUCGGGUGUCAUCAAUGCGGAGUAGCAUUUGCGCGGCGCGACUUGCUGACGCGUCAUCAGCGCAUCACUCUGCACGAAGAUGUACCCCAAGAGAGCCCAGAAGGCGCAGACGGGACACCAAAUACCCCGGCCGGCCAACGUCUGAACGGCCCUGUAUGGCUUCAGGGGUCGAAUGUCGGCAACUUGGCGGCGCACCUAGAACCCGGAGCGGAAGCCGGGCUUGGGUCGGCGCCGGAGCAACGGAAUAUCGGACAUGGAAACGGUCCCGCUCCGGAUCCUGCACAGCCUUUGCUCUUCCCACACCUCUACAGUCACGAAGGCAUAGAGCUGGAUGCGCAAUUCCACGAUUUCACCAGUUUCCUCGACGGCGUUGGCUUGCCGACGGAAUGGAGUCCCUACUUCCCUAGACAUGAGGUGUACGAGCCUGUAGAUCCCGCCCUUGGAGGGAAUGGAUCAUCUCGGCCGGGUACAGCGACACCAAGGAGUCGUCCAGAGACGCCACUCAACUCCUGGCUGCCAUCAGCACCUGGGCAGCCCAAUCAUCUUCACAUUGUCGAAUACAGGGCGUCCGGUGCAUCACGAGCCGAUCCUCAGCCCUACAGGGUUUCUGAUCUGGUACACGCUCACCUUCAGGAAUGUUGCGAAAGCUUCCGAGAAGUCCUCGACCAGGACUUUGUGUUCCCUUCCCGCCACGCGCUCACACGCUACAUAUCAUCCUUCUUCGAUGGGUUUCAUCCCCAUAUGCCCUUUAUUCAUUGUCCCACAUGGCGCAUGUCGGACCAUUCCAUGGAACUCAUCCUGGGUCUUGCCGCCAUUGGAGCGCAGUACUGCUUUGAGCAUCGAAACGCCGAGAAGCUGUUUUAUGCAGGCAAGGCUAUCCUCAUGGAUAGACUCGUGCACAACCUGAAUAAAUUUGGGCCCAAUACCAGACCCUUUCUGAAUCUGCAAGGCGUGUCCAGUGGCGAGAGGACUGCACAGGCUCGCGGGAGCGACUGGGACGCCUGGGAGCCCAUGGAAACGGUGCGUGCACUCAUUGCACUCAUAGCCUACAGUACGUGGGAGAUGAAGGUCAGUCUGCUGCACGAGGCCUUUGCUCUCCAGGGCCUACUUGUCGAAAUCUUGCGGUACAUUGGACUCGGUGAGGAUGAGGGCCAGGCUGAUAACGGAGCACCGACUGACGACGAGGAAGGUCUUAAGGCAGCCUGGCAUGCCUGGAUUCGUCAAGAGGUAACACGACGCUCCAAGUUGGUGGCCUUCUCUUUCCUGCACACGCACAGUAUCGCGUAUAAUGUCUACCCCGUGUUACGGACCAACGAGAUAAAUCUCAGAUUGCCGUGCUCUACCAGGGAAUGGAAAGCCACGACAGCCCUGCAGUGGCAGCUCGCGAGACAUGAGACUCCCAAGCAACAGCAGUUCUUCCAGGAUGCACUAUCGCACUUGCUAAGGAAUCGGGACGGUGCCGCGCCGUUGGAUCCUAUCCCGACACCCUUGGGGAACUAUGUCUUAUUACACGGCCUCCUGCAACGGAUACACAUUGUUCGCGACCUUUCCCUGCCUGUUAUGGAUCGCCUAGCGUCUCUGCCUGCCGAGGAGGUUGAAAAGCUAGAGCGCGGCUUGCGAUCAUGGACGUCAGGCUGGCAGCAAGCCCCCGAGUCCAGUUUGGAUCCUAAUAAUGAGAGCGGACCCAUCCCAUUUACCUCAAGUUCACUUCUAGGCUUGGCUUAUGCACGUAUAUACUUGCAUUUGGGCCCCCAUCGCCAACUAGAUACCCGCGAUCCCGUACGAGUUGCCCAUGCCAUCUCCAGGGCUCCCGCAGUAGAGCGCAGCACUGGCGUUAUCUCUGCUUUGCUCUACUCGGCGCACAUGCUAAGCAUACCGGUACGGCUAGGAGUAUACCGUGCUGCCAGAAGCCAAGCAUUCUUCUGGAGCGUGAGGCACUCGCUUGCUGUCCUCGAAUGUGCCAUACUGCUCAGCAAAUGGCUGUCCUCCGUGGCAGCGUCAACGCCGACCACGCCCCUCAGCGAUGGCGAGGACAAGAUUCUGCAUUGGGUUCGAUGCAUUGUUGACGAGGCUUACACGGCUAUUGAGUUUGAUAACGACGAUGCUGAUCCCCAGACCCUGGACCGCAAUCCUGCAACACUUAGUCUGGCGGUCCUCCGUAUCUGGGCUCACUUUUUUGAGAGUAAUACCCAGUGGCCGUUUAUUAACAUGAUUGGUACGAGCAUGAAGAAGUAUCGAGAACUCUUGAUUCGAAGUAGGCGAGCCACUUGA